Molecule: messenger RNA, 551 nt
Organism: Etheostoma cragini (Arkansas darter)
Lineage: Eukaryota; Metazoa; Chordata; Actinopteri; Perciformes; Percidae
Product: thyroglobulin-like
Exons: 3
Source: RefSeq, a predicted model, not a curated record
GUUCCAGCUGGUGUGAGCUGCAGGGUUCCCAGUGUCGCCCCGACGGCUCCUUCAUCCCUAUGCAGUGUGAUGUCACUUCCUGUUGGUGUGUCUCCGAGCUCGGGCAGGAAGUGGGCGGGACCCGGACGCUUCGACAAACAGGGCGCGCACCGUCAUGUGACCGUCCUCUCUGUCCCGACGCCGCCGUUACCCAUGGUGCACUGGUGUGCCGCCCGGCAGCAAACGGUCUGCAAAGCUGUGACCUCCUCUGUCACCAUGGCUACCAGAAUUCACUUCCUGUCGGCAGCUUCCUGUGCCGGACUGAGACUCGGCGAUGGGACGGAGACAACAGACCGCUGAGGGACGCCUGUCAGAUCUCCCAGCCUCUCCAGGUGGUGUCCUCCUCUCAGGUCUGGGCGGUGUCUGCGUCCUGCUCUCAGAUCAGCAGCUUCCAGUCUCUGUUGUUCAGCUCGAUGACCAGCAGGGGGCUCUGCUCUGCUCAGGUGAGAACUCACCUGUACCUGGGACUCCUCCCACUACUGCUGAGCUACGUGUUGUUGCUAGGGUUACAG